Molecule: messenger RNA, 1464 nt
Organism: Culex quinquefasciatus (southern house mosquito)
Lineage: Eukaryota; Metazoa; Arthropoda; Insecta; Diptera; Culicidae
Gene: Cyt-c1
Product: cytochrome c1, heme protein, mitochondrial
Exons: 4
Coding region: 93-1013 (306 amino acids)
Biological process (GO): mitochondrial electron transport, ubiquinol to cytochrome c
Molecular function (GO): electron transfer activity; heme binding
Source: RefSeq, a predicted model, not a curated record
GCUCCUGUCAGUCGGCCAGCGCUGCAGCGAACCCACCACCGUCAGACGAACGAUCCUUUUUUCCCUCAUCGCAGUUGGCCACUUUUCCCAUCAUGGCGGCGUUUGUAGUACGAAAAGUUGGAUCCGGAUUACUCGCUCCGCGAAAUGGAGCUACCUUGCAGAAGGUACAAAAUUUCUCGACGAGCCGAGCCUGGACGAAGAGUCAAAAGCUCGCGACCGCCGGUGGCCUGGUGAUUGGCGGUGCCGGUGCCCUCCUGUUCGCGCUGGACCAGUCCGUGUCCGCGUCCGGCACCGAGGUCCACCCCACGGAGAUGCCCUGGAGCCACAAGGGCGUGUUCAACUCGCUGGACCACGCGGGAAUCCGGCGCGGUUACGAGGUGUACAAGCAGGUCUGCGCCGCGUGCCACUCGAUGCGCUUCCUGGCGUACCGUAACCUGAUCGGAGUGUCCCACACCGAGGCGGAGGCCAAGGCCGAGGCGGCCGAAAUCAUGGUCAAGGACGGUCCCGAUGAGGCCGGCAACUACUUCAUGCGACCGGGCAAGCUGUCGGAUUACUUCCCGAGCCCGUACCCGAACGAGGAGGCGGCCCGUGCCGCCAACAACGGUGCCUACCCGCCCGAUCUGAGCUACAUCGCGUUGGCUCGCCACGGCGGUGAGGACUAUCUGUUUGCGCUGCUGACCGGGUACGUCGACGCCCCGGCCGGUAUCGUGCUGCGCGAGGGACAGUAUUACAAUCCGUACUUCCCGGGCGGUGCCAUCUCGAUGGCCCAGGCGCUCUACAACGAGGCUGCCGAGUACUCGGACGGAACGCCACCGACGGCGAGCCAGCUGGCCAAGGACGUGUCGACGUUCCUGGUGUGGUCGGCCGAUCCGUGCCACGACGAGCGCAAACGCAUGGGCAUCAAGUCGUUGGGAAUUUUGCUGGUGCUCGGUUCGCUCGCGUACUACAUCAAGCGACACAAGUGGGCCGCCCUCAAGACCCGAAAGAUUUCCUUCUACCCGAAGCAGAAGUAAACUGAGGUUUGCGCUUGUGAAGAAGUGGGGAGAAGGAGACUAUAGUAAUAGAGAGAGAGCGUGUGUGGGUGGGGCGGAGACAACUUUUAAACAUCAUUCUCUUGCAGAGCAGUAACGAAAACAAAAAAGCAAAAAACACGGACGCGGAACCAAAAAGAACGUUCAACCGUAUAAACUAAUUAUUCUUAAUGUAUCCACAAUUCUGCAAUACCCCUUGCAUUAACGUAAAUUAUUGUAAAACAAUUGAGAAUAAAGAGCACACUACCAUCAACCAAAAUCACCGCCAGCAUUCGCAUGCAAAAGGGACACAGCGAGAGAGGGACAGGAGGAACGGAACGGGAAACGACGGCUUAAUGAGAUCAAGAGCGCGAGCAUGAAAAUGCCGAACCAACGACGGCAAGGAACAGUUCUGCAAAAUAAAGCAAAGUGUUGUUAGUAUAAAUUCAACCAA